This is a messenger RNA of Solanum stenotomum, 780 nucleotides long. Its product is annotated as thylakoid lumenal 15 kDa protein 1, chloroplastic. Gene Ontology annotation, cellular component: chloroplast thylakoid. The record is from RefSeq and is a predicted model, not a curated record. Lineage: Eukaryota; Viridiplantae; Streptophyta; Magnoliopsida; Solanales; Solanaceae. Bases 52 to 711 code for a protein of 219 amino acids. The transcript has a single exon.
AAACAAAAUGCCCUACAAAAAUCUUACCAUUGAUAGCCACUCAUCCCAGAAAUGGCGAUUCUCAGCUUCUGCUUCUGUUGUUCAAAACUCCCCUCAAAUCCAAAACUUCACAAUCUCCAUCUUUCCCCACAAACUGAUCAAGCUACAUCACUGGUUUCUCUAAAAUCAGCUGAAUUUUCGAGAAAUGGUUUCAUCUCAUUAAGCGAAUCAAUCUCAAGAGCAAGUUUUCUGGCCCUUCUCUCUGCUUCACUCUUCUUUGCUUCAGAUCCUGCUUUAGCCUUUAAAGGUGGAGGCCCUUACGGUGCUGGAGUAACAAGAGGCCAAGAUCUAACAGGGAAGGAUUUUAGUGGUAAAACUUUAAUCAAACAAGAUUUUAAAACUUCAAUACUCAGACAAGCUAAUUUUAAAGGUGCGAAGUUACUCGGAGCUAGCUUCUUUGAUGCCGAUUUAACUGGUGCUGAUCUAUCUGAUGCGGAUCUUAGAGGUGCUGAUUUCUCCUUAGCUAAUGUGACUAAGGUGAAUUUAAGCAAUGCUAAUUUGGAAGGAGCACUUACAACGGGGAAUACAUCUUUCAAGGGUUCCGUUAUACAAGGAGCAGAUUUCACCGAUGUUCCUCUAAGAGAAGAUCAACGGGAAUACCUUUGCAAAUUUGCUGAUGGAGUGAAUACAGUUACUGGUAAUGCAACACGAGAGACAUUGCUUUGCGAAUAGCUUUGUGUAGUGUAAGCUUUGUACUCCUUAUAGUUUUCCCUGUAUAUGAGUCUGGCUAUUCAACCUGUU